Molecule: messenger RNA, 402 nt
Organism: Epithele typhae
Lineage: Eukaryota; Fungi; Basidiomycota; Agaricomycetes; Polyporales; Epitheliaceae
Exons: 3
Coding region: 1-402 (133 amino acids)
Source: RefSeq, a predicted model, not a curated record
AUGCUCUCCUUCAAGGCGUUCCUCGCUUUCGCUGUACUUGCGACCGCCGUGACCGCUCUCGCCAUCCCCAGGGCAGCGGCCGACGUGAUCGCGCCUGCCGUCACGCAUCCCACCGCGGGCACCGUCUGGCACGUCGGUGCGCUCGAGACGGUCACUUGGGACACCUCCAGCGUCCCCGCAUGGUCGGAGAACACCGGCGUCCUCCUGCUCGGCUUCGUCGAGGCUGACGAUCCAUCGGGGAAUGAGCACCUCGACGUCGACCACCCGCUUGCUGCCGGGUUCAGGCUCGCAGAUGGUGCCGUCAAAGUGACUGUCCCGGACGUAGUCCCUCGUGACGAUUAUGUCGUUGCUUUGAUCGGCGACAGCGGUGACGUCUCUGGGAUGUUUAUCAUCGUGCCCUGA